ACGAUCUGCAGACGAAAACCCUACAUCUCCGCCACUCCACGGCCGAAAAACCGCAGGCAGAGAAUACUCUCCAGAGCCGCCAUGGCGAGCAGCACAGAGCCCACAUUGCAGAAGAAGGAAGAGGAGGAGGAGGAUUCGACGGAAAACCAGCCGGCGGAAGAUGAGGACACCGGAGCUCCGGUUGCUCCCAUCGUCAGACUCCAGGAAGUCGCCGUCACCACUGGUGAAGAGGACGAGGACGUCCUUCUGGAUCUAAAAGCAAAAUUGUAUAGAUUUGAUAAUGGAGGAAAUCAGUGGAAAGAAAGAGGAGUUGGCACUGUUAAGCUCUUGAAGCACAAAGAAAAUGGAAAAGUGAGGCUUGUGAUGAGGCAGUCAAAAACACUUAAAAUCUGUGCCAAUCACUUGGUUCUAUCUACGAUGACGUUGCAAGAACAUGCUGGGAAUGAAAAAUCUUGUGUUUGGCAUGCUGCUGAUUUUGCUGAUGGAGAGCUUAAGCAAGAGACUUUCUGUAUCAGAUUUCCUUCUAUUGAGAAUUGCAAAACUUUUAAAGACAAGAUUGAAGAAAUAGCCGAAGCGCAACAGAAGAAAGUGGAUGACAGGGACACAGCCUCUGAACUUGUUGAAAAACUGAGCAUUGAAAGCAAAGAAGACAAGCCCGAAGACAAAGGCGCAUCUGCAACAUCUGCUGAGAAGAAAGUUGAUGACAGCGAAGAGGCAAACUCUGUCUCUGAACUUAUCGAAAAGCUGAGCGUUGAAAGCAAAGAAGAAGAAGACAAGCCCGAAGACAAAGGUUCAUCCGCAACAUCUGAUGAGGUUAAGAAGGGAGACGCCAAGAAGGGAAGUGAUUAAGACAUUUUACUCUUAAUUAUUCUUGUUUUUUACCCCAAGACUCAUAGGAAAUGGUCUGUGUCAUGGUUUUCCUCAGUGGGAUAAGAGUCUGCAGUUUUCACCAUACAUACGUUUAUAUACACAGUAGUUUAUCAUGGUUGUGUCCUGUAGUUUUUUAUUUUUUUGUUUAUUUGGGGGGGGGAUCCUAUUUUAUGUGCUACUCUCAGUUAUGAUUAUAGACCCAUAUGUAUAAGCGGGCACGUUUUUUUUUUUUGGGUUUUUUUUGAAGUUCCUAUGUAAAGAGUGUUUGA
This is a messenger RNA of Cuscuta campestris, 1139 nucleotides long. The record is from the annotation of a GenBank genome assembly. Lineage: Eukaryota; Viridiplantae; Streptophyta; Magnoliopsida; Solanales; Convolvulaceae.